AAAACUCGGAGGAGAUAAUUGAACCUAUCCUAGAAGAACUCUCGUAGAAAACACCGCAGUAGAUAAGUUCCCGACACCGACGGAAUCAUACCCCUUCCCACCCAUCCAUCCCCUCUCUGAACCAGUAGGCAGCCGAACCUCUGCUGGUAACCAGGAAAAGCUAUGAACGUCGUCUGGCGCGUGUUGGUGUUCAUCGGAGUCCUAUGGCGAUUUCACGACUGUGAGCAGUUCUCCGUCAAGCGGUGCCCGGUGGGGUGCAUCUGCGUGUCACAGACUCAGGUCAUGUGCAACAGUGGUUCACUGCGGGAAAUCCCCCUCGCCCACAUGCCCCCCACGGUGGAGGUCCUCUCGCUGCAGAAGAACAUCUUUCCGAUAAUUAAAAGCGACGCGUUCCUGGGGCUGAAGGCACUCAAAAAGCUCUCGCUCGACCGAAACAACAUUAGCACGAUAAAACCGUUUGCCUUCCGGGGGCUUCCGCGGCUGCGAGAGCUCUCGAUCCAGCACACUCCACUCGCGACGGUGGCAUCGUUUGCCUUCGCCGGGCUGCAAAACGUAUCGCAGAUAACCCUUUCGCACAACAAGAUUCUGCGCAUCGAGGCGUACGCGUUCGCCGGGUCGGCCGGCAUCAUGCUGCUCAAUUUGGCCGACAACCCGACGGUGCUGGUCGAGAAGAAUGCAUUCUCCAACCUGGGCUCGGUCGAUCGGCUGACGCUGCCCGCGGGGAUUCGCAACAUUUCGCAGGACGCGUUCAACGCACUGGAUACGGUCGGCCACCUAAAACUGUCCUUCAUGGACCUCACCGAAGUCAGUGCGUUCACCUUCCGAGGUUUAAUCAACGUCCGACUCCUUUCCCUUCAGGAAUCGGACCUUGGUGUCAUCAGUGCAAACGCCUUCGACGGACUGGACCACGUUGAAACGCUCAGCAUCCUCAACAACAAGAUUGAUGCCAUCCAAGAGCUCAACAUCACGUAUGCCAAUCACAUCAAAUCGCUGCGACUGCAGGGCAAUCACCUGCUGGAAACGCCCGAGCCGGGCAGUAUAACGCUGGAGGGCCUGAGCCAGCUGCACGUAGUGGGUAACUAUUUCCCCUGCGGGUGCCACAUUCACACCCUCUUGGAGAGCCCGCUGGCAAACGGGUCCUACUCGAACGGGGAGGAUUUCCUCACCAAGAACUACUGCAUCUCGCCGCUGGAGUACAACGGUUGGAAGAUGAGCAAGGUGGACAUCUUCGCCAUCGGCCGGUGUCACGAGCAAGUGACGCGGGAGAACCUGGAAGCAUCGGGAGCCGCCAGCCGGCAGCACUACUGGACGAUUCUACUGGGGAGGAGGCGACCGGGCGAAAGUGGUGGCUCCGGCGGUGAUUCCAGCAGCUCCAGUGGGAACUGCUGCAACAGUAGCAGUAGCGGAGGGAGCAGCUGGUGCGGUUGGUACUGGUGGAAUCGGAUCAAUUAUUCAACGGCCGCAGUGCUGCACCUGUUCUACGCGCUGGCACUGUUAGCCUAUUUUAAAUAUUUCAGACUGAAAAUCAGUUGAACACAAUAGAGAUGGAGCGAGGGGUGGCCGAGCGAGGCCAGCUGCCGAAAGGUGGAUGUGUAUAUUUAGUUGUCACGCGCUUAGGAGA
Aedes albopictus (Asian tiger mosquito) is the source of this 1621-nucleotide messenger RNA. RefSeq names its product chondroadherin. Gene Ontology annotation, cellular component: extracellular matrix. The record is from RefSeq and is a predicted model, not a curated record. NCBI's taxonomy places the organism in Eukaryota, Metazoa, Arthropoda, Insecta, Diptera, Culicidae. The transcript is spliced from 3 exons. Gene Ontology annotation, molecular function: protein binding. The coding region runs from base 163 to 1533 and encodes 456 amino acids.